GGUUUAUUAAGACCAGGCGAAUCAACAGAAGUUGCAAUCACUGCGUAUGUGGAUAACGAUAGAGCCUCCAAAAUGAAUCUUGGUUCAACUCGCAUUGACUGCACACUCAUCCUACAUACCUUGCUUGGGAAAGAUCACUUCAUUACUGUCCGUGGGGAAUACCAAUAUACGUGUUUUGCAAACUCCUUGUCCAGGCUUACUCGCCUUCCUGGGCCUAUACGUUCUGUCAAGUCCCCACAGAACUUGAUUUUAUCUAAUGGGCGGCAAUCGAUCAAUGCUCCAAGGGAAAUCAUGCGGCUAAUCAACUGGUUAAUGUCUUAUGCCCGUGAUUCUCAGCUUGCGAUUGUGCAGUACGGAUUGUUUACAUCUCCAGUGGACGAAAGUCUAGUUGCUGACAUUCGUGAGUCCUUAGACACAGGAAACGACUUUCCACCGAGGGCAUCUCCGCACGAUCGCGCCUUGGUUCUAGCAGUCGGUUCAACCCUGUUACAACUUCUAGAUUCCCUGACAGAACCGGUUGUUCCUGCUUCCUUACAUGCCAAAUGUUUGGAGGCCGAAAAUCGAGAUGAAGCUUUUGAGCUCUUGGACGGAUUUCCGACCGAAUCUGUGAAUGUUUGGGUAUCUGUGACGGCUUUCCUGCAUUAUAUCAGCCAGCAGGGUUCAUCGGCCUCAUCCCCUAACCAGUCUCUAAGAGCUAGAGCAUUAGCCUCUACCUUUGCUCCCAUACUACUUCGCGAUGAUGCAAGCAACACUUAUCCUCGUGUUUCGCCUAUCGGGAAGCAGAACUUCUUACUUUUUUUCAUCAAUUGA
Serpula lacrymans var. lacrymans S7.9 is the source of this 810-nucleotide messenger RNA. RefSeq names its product RhoGAP domain-containing protein. The record is from RefSeq and is a predicted model, not a curated record. The coding region runs from base 73 to 810 and encodes 245 amino acids. Lineage: Eukaryota; Fungi; Basidiomycota; Agaricomycetes; Boletales; Serpulaceae. Gene Ontology annotation, biological process: signal transduction. The transcript has 7 exons.